AUGUGUAUGGCUGGCUUUAGUCACAUAUGUUUUUAACAAUUUUUGAGAACAGGACACAGUAGCUCCAGAAGGGGAAUGUUUCCACUUCCAGAGAAGCAAGAUUCAAGACUGAAAGAUGAUGUUUAUUUGAUGGUUACUUUUUUCCUUUUAUAUAGUUUGUCCAUUUAGAUACAUUAGCAGUUUUUAUUGUGUACUAUGCACUGGCUUUUUAAUUGAUGCUAAUAAUUAUUUUAUGAUUUCUACUUGUGGUGGAUUUUUAUGUUUAUUUGUAUAGAUAUUUAGCACAACCUCUUUCUCUGCAGAGGUCUAUUGUAUUAGAAGUGUGCACAAGGCAGCCGGCAAGUGGAGGCUGUGCCAUUCUUUUCAUUCUUGGCCAAACUGAAUGUUGCUAGACCUUGAUCUUCUCAUGUUUCCAAGACUGCUCAUCAUAACUCGUGCUUCAUUUGUUGCAAUCAUUGUGAGGUCAAGGACGCCCAUGGGCCAGCACAAGUGUCAACAAACAGUGAUGAGUCUCCAGUGAUGGUCCCAGCCAAAAUGAGCCAGCGGCAGGGUAAAGACGCAUAUCUGUCUCCAACCAAAGACCUGGUCCAGGCUACACUAAGCCCCAGCAUCAUCCACAGUCAUGGUUUUGACAGAGGAAAGGAUGAAGUCUUGCAAAGCAAAGAUGACUCCUCACAGUCUAUGUCCAAAAGCAAGUCAGAGUCUAAAUUAUACAAUGGAUCUGAAAAGGACAUCGCUGCGGCCUCCAGCAAACUUACAAAAAAAGAGUCUCUUAAGGUUCAAAAGAAAAAUUAUAGGGAGGAGAAAAAGAGGGCUACGAAAGAGUUGCUCAGCACCAUCACAGACCCUUCUGUUAUUGUCAUGUCAGACUGGUUGAAGAUUAGAGGAACGUUAAAAAGCUGGACAAAACUCUGGUGUGUAUUAAAACCAGGAGUCCUUUUAAUCUACAAAACCCCCAAAAAUGGACAGUGGGUAGGCACCGUGCUGUUGAAUGCGUGUGAGAUCAUUGAGAGGCCCUCAAAGAAGGAUGGCUUCUGCUUUAAACUCUUCCACCCUCUGGAGCAAUCUAUCUGGGCUGUUAAGGGUCCUAAAGGUGAAGGAGUAGGAUCCAUUACUCAGCCCCUUCCAAGCAGUUACUUGAUUAUUCGAGCUGCCUCAGAGUCAGAUGGAAGGUGCUGGAUGGACGCUCUAGAACUGGCUCUGAAGUGCUCCAGUCUGUUGAAGCGCACCAUGAUCCGGGAAGGUAAAGAGCAUGACCUGAAUUCCUCUGGUGAGAAUAGCCAUGUCAACUUCUAUGGCCUUCUGAGGGCAAACAACGUCCAUAGCAAUGAGAACUUCCAGUUGAAUGACAGUGAAAUUGAAAGGCAGCACUUUAAAGACCAAGACACCUAUUCAGAUAAAUCUGAUAAGGAGAAUGAUCACGACCAUGAGGAGUCUGACAACGAUGGACUUGGUAAAAGUGAGGAGAGUGACAGUGACACUUCAGAAAGACAGGAUGACUCUUUCAUUGAUCCUGAACCUUCUGAACUCAUUAAGGAAACCACAUACAUAGAAGAAGCACAUGAAGAGUUGGGCGAGGCUGGCGAGGCAUCGCAAACAGAAACUGUGUCAGAAGAACACAAGAGUCUGAUCUGGACAUUACUAAAACAGGUUCGGCCAGGAAUGGACUUGUCCAAAGUGGUUCUUCCCACCUUCAUACUGGAGCCCCGCUCUUUCCUAGACAAGCUGUCUGACUAUUAUUAUCAUGCCGACUUCCUGUCUGAGGCGGCUUUAGAAGAGAAUGCAUAUAGUCGAAUGAAGAAAGUCGUCAAGUGGUAUCUUUCAGGAUUCUACAAGAAACCAAAGGGCCUGAAGAAACCAUACAACCCUAUUAUUGGAGAAACCUUUCGCUGCUUGUGGAUACAUCCGAAAACUAGCAGCAAGACCUUUUACAUUGCUGAGCAGGUUUCCCAUCAUCCACCUGUCUCUGCCUUUUAUGUCAGCAACCGAAAAGAUGGAUUUUGUCUUAGUGGGAGUAUUCUGGCCAAAUCCAAAUUUUAUGGUAAUUCAUUGUCUGCUAUCCUGGAAGGAGAAGGAAGACUGACAUUCCUCAACAGAGGAGAGGACUAUACCAUGACCAUGCCAUAUGCCCAUUGUAAAGGCAUCUUAUAUGGCACAAUGACGCUUGAGCUUGGUGGUAGUGUCACCAUUACAUGUGAGAAAACGGGUUACAGUGCCGUCCUCGAGUUUAAACUUAAGCCGUUUCUUGGAAAUGAUGAUAGUGUUAAUCAAAUAUCAGGGAAAAUUAAACUGGGAAAGGAGGUCCUGGCAACUCUGGAAGGUCACUGGGACAGUGAAGUCUUUAUUCAUGAUAAGAAGACAGAUGUGUAUGAGACCUUCUGGAACCCUACACAUGAGAUAAGGCAGCGCAGAUUGACCCGUUGUACAGUUCUGCGUGAUGAGCAGGGAGAAUUUGAAUCUGAAAGGCUCUGGCAGCAUGUUACAAGGGCAAUCAAUAACAAAGAUCAGACAGAAGCCACUCAGGAGAAGUUUGUUUUAGAGGAAGCUCAGAGGAAAGCCGCCAAAGAGAGGAAGACAAAGGGAGAGGAGUGGACCUGCCAUCUCUUUGAACAGGAGCCAAUCUCUGGAGACUGGCAAUACAAAUAUGCGGAUACCCGACCAUGGGACCCCCUUAACGACCUGGUUCAGUUUGAAAAAGAUGGUGCCGUCCAGACAAAAGUCAGGCAUAGGACUCCAAUGGUACGUUCGGGGAGUGUAAUUAGUCUCAAUAACCAAGGGGCAAAGCGGGACAAAUGCAAUUAUCAGGUAUGUGUUCCAAAGCUGAAACACAAAUCAAAUGGGCAGCAGAAGAAAGGAGAAAGCGGGUGCUCCUCUCCAGAGCUGGAUAAUCAGGACUCCUCUGGCAGUGAAGCACAUGUUUUGACUCACAGCAGUAGAAGCAGAAAGAAGGGGACAGAUCAUGGAGAACUACAAAGUGCCAUAGAAUCCAUCAAGAAAACGCAAGAAGAAAUCAACAGGAACAUCAUCGCUCUCCGUAAUCGUGUAACUACAAAUGCCUCAAACUCAGAAAGUAGUUUUCUUCAGCAAAGAGACUAUUGUAUUAUUAUCUUCCUGAUUUUUCUUCAGAUUGCCAUUAACUAUUUGUUCAAGUAGAAGAAAGUGACUCGCAUAGAUGUCGAGUCUGGAACUUUCGCUGUUGGAUUGGGACCACUUUUUGCCUGCCUGGCAUUUCAGUGCUUUUUAUGCCCGCGACGAUGAAGGUCAGAUGAUUUGGGCUUUUAGGUGCAAUAUUAUUCAUCAUCUUAAACUAGUGGCCCUCGACUCUGGAGUCUUGUACAGCUUGUCACAUCUGUCCACAUCAGCAGUAGAACAAGUAUGAAAGUGCCCGCACUAUAUACCUAGCUGUCUUAUUGUAUUCGCAGUGGGGAUCAUUUGUGUUUUACAUCACACCAUUCGGUAAAGUCCAAGUUACACGUGUGUAUGAGCACAUUUGUAAGUAUGUUGCUUGCUGUCAUAUGCAGGUUUUUACAUCGAUAUUGAACUACAGAUUGCUUGAACAUUCUGACUUGAAAUUACAGCCUGGGACACAAAGGUCUUGGUAAAUAAGGUCUAUGGCAAAUAUCACUGCUGCACCAAAUAUGUUUAAAUCGCACACAAUUUUUGGUGUGCUUUUUAAACCAAAGCCAAAAGUGGAUUCCAAAGGAAUGGGGAAAUACCAAGAAUGGACUUCUGCUUUUAGCUUAGUCCACUUUUGUCAUUGGCUCAAAAGACCUGGAUCAAAAACUGUUCCUAAAACCACAUCAAAAGCUGUAUGUGUGUACUCAGUCUUAAGAAGACUAUCUACAUAAUGCAGCUAAGUAUGCUGUCUCAAUCACACAACCAGGUUAAGGAUACGUGGGUAAUAUUGAUGAAGUAUUCCACCAGGCAAGCCCCACCAGCUCAAUUUACUGCAUUUCAAGGCCAGCUUGCUACAUUUGGCUGCAAGGGACUCUACUAUUGAUUUUACAUUGGUUAUAUAGCCAGAAAUGUAAUUUAUUAAGUAUUUAGUAAUGCAUCUUCAUAUUUUUCAACUCAUAUUUUUUAGUCUUUGCAGUGUACGAAAAAUCAGUAAACAAAAAUAAGUAGGCGUCUGCUGCUGAUGGAUCUUAUUAUUCUUACUAUGGCUUAUGUGAUACCCUAUGUGACAUCCUGGCUCAUUACUACAUAUAUACUAGAUGUUUAUUAAGCCCUUGUGGACCAGGGCUGGUCCACAUACAUCUCUGCAGAGAUGGAGAUGAGCGGCCUGUCAGAGGAGACAUCCAGACGCCCCUUCCAAACCUGCCUUCCUGAACACUGGCUACAUGGCUUUCAGUGACUGCCAUGUAUCCAUUGAUCAGAAAGUAGCAGUGGCAGGUACUGCUCCAGUCUUAGUGAUCACUGGAUAGCUUCUCUAAAAUAGAUCAGAUCAAGAACUAGAAUCUAAUUAUGGCCCAUCUCAGGAGCCUGCAUUUCCGAUGGAAUUGGGGCUAAUAAGUUAGUGCCGGUUACAGGGAAAUCAGGAUUAAAAAAAUAAAAUAAAAAUGAAUGUACUGUUAAAAAUGUCCCCCAGUAGUCUCAAUGACAUUAUAGGGGAUACAGACUUGCAUAAACACCAAAUAAAGAAAUAAAAUAAAAAACCUUUAGCCCUAGUGUGCUCCAGUAACAACCCCGGACAACCCCAAAUUAUGCAUCUCCUAUAUUAAAAAGACUAUAAGAAAAAGGGGAAUGCAAUUAAGUGUAUUUUAGUGAGAUCUUUGUGUUAGAAGAAUGUAAAGAAAGGGCAAAUUUGCUUUAUUUUUUACAUUUUCCUCUGAUUAAUGCAGAAGAAAACCACCAUAGCACAGACAUGCUAAAUGGGAAGGAAAGAAACAAAAAUGAUUUUAAUAACCAAAUGAGAAAAACUUUCAAACAGCAAAUCUAUGGCUGUUCAUUAACAGGAAGGAAAGGCCUGGUCUUAACCGGUUUAUUUCACACACGUCCGAUAUUGGAGUUCCAUAUACUUGCAGUUUGCAUUGUGCCAAUGAGUCAGAAUGGUAACCACCAUCAGUUUACGCCCCGUUCACCACAGUUCAACCUUAAAGUAAAUAACAAUGAGGUUGAGUUCAUACCACCGCUAUAAAUUUCUAUUGUUCUGCUCUGUUAGAGGAGCAAAACAAAGAAAAUAACAGAAUUGCCGUAUUCCGGACAUAACUGAGAGGAACGGAACUGAAAAGACUCCGUUAACUAGUGGAGACCCUUCUGUUUCCAUUCUGUUUUUGUUUUUUUUACCAGACAAAAAAGUCCUGCAUACAGGAUUUUUUUUGACAGUGUCUGUGACAGAGGCCCUGAAUGGAGCUUCCAACGCAGAUGUGAACAAGCCUUAACAAUGACAACAUACGGUAUGUGGAGCAUCACUUUGUGUUGUCAUAUCCUGUUUAACAGGCUCUAGGUUACAUAUCUGUGUGCCCCUCUGAAAUAUUGAGAUCCAUUAUCAUUUUGUUACUAAUGUUACUAUUGGUACUCUAGUCUUCCAUUAGUCUAGUAUGGAGCCCGUGUUGGCGAUCAUAUGUAUAUAAAUAGUGGCACCAACUAUCACAAAUACUAGAUCUGUCUGAUUGGUUACCGUGCUACAAAGGGGGUCAUCUGUUCACUAAUCCAGAUUAAGUACCUGCUUAUUCAUGGUCUGUUUGAUUGGUACUAUAAAGAGUUGCCCACUUUUAAACUAUUUUCCAUGUUGCUCAGAGUAAAAUGUUAAGAAUGAUAUACUUUAAUUUCUUAAGAACAUGCAUUAGUAUUUAUAAAAUAAAAAUAAAAAACUGUUCAAUGUACUCCCUAUCAGACUGCAGUUGACAGCAGCUGACAGAAAAACCAUAAGUUGACACUUCCAUCAACAAUUGUACAAUUUAAUUUAGGUGACUAUUUUAUCCUGUCCUGGCUCUUUAACUUACUUUUUGUUUGAACUUUUAGCACAGCAGAGUCCCCUUAACUCUCUCUGUGAGGCCAUCACUAUGGCCAGAAGGGGGAGGAUGACUCAGUUACAGCAUCACAUAUAAUUCAGAAAUUCAUGCACAUGUACAAUGCAAUUUAUUCAUAUUUUAUUAUGUGGUUAUACAUCCAAGUAGUGAUCCGGGUACAUGUAAUCUAUUAUGGUAAUAGUAGAAUAGCCACAGAGUGCAUCUGACCGGCAGUUUCAGUCCUUUAUAGACCUCCUUUAGUGGUUAAGCUAUAAUGAAAUAUAUACACAUGACAGUAGUUAUACUAUAUUGGUAUAAUUUUGAAAUUUACUCUGUGUUGCAUUGUAUUUUGCUCUUUUUUUUCUUUUCUCUAACCUUUGUUGUGUUUUAGUCUGCUUUAUGUAUAUUACACCUUUUGUAUACUGUAUAUUUGCCAACUGGGUACUAGUGUCAUAUGUGUAUAUAUUUCAUUAAAGGUUAUCGGACCAGAUGUUUUGGUCCUAUAUGGACCCAGAUGGUAAAUAUACCCAGAUGGCAAAUAUAUAUGAAGUGUAAUAUGCAUAAAGAGGACUACAACACAAUCAAGGUUAGCGGGAAAAAAAGAGGAAAAUACAAAACAGUACAUUUCAAAAUUAUACCUAUAUAGUAUAAUUACUGUCACCUGUGUAUAUUUAAUUAUAGAUUAACCACUGAGGAAGGGCCAGAUAUAUAUAAAUAAAUUGCAUCAUAUACAGAAUGUGCAGUGCUGUAAAUUUCUGAAUUAUAUGUGAUGACUGAUAAGUCCUUCUUCACAAGUACCAACUUUUAACAAGAGUGCAGACUUCACUUCUAUCAAUUACAGCAUCACACAUUACACUAAUCAGUGCAUUCUGCGGGCAUCUUUGUCCUGACCUAUCAUGAGAGCAAUAGAGCUGUCAUACUGUUAUUCCAAUUCUACACCUACUAUUAUCUUCAUUACCCCACAGAUAACACUGUCCCCUCACAGCAGCAAUAAACUGACAAUAUAUUACACAUCUUAUCAUUUGUGUUGACUGGACCAUAUUUUAUAUUUAAUUUCCAGGGCCAUAGUACUGAUGUAUUAAAAAGAAAAACGGGCAAAAAUUCUUUAAAAAGUUCUAUGAAUAUUGAGUUAAAAAAAUAUUGACUUCUUUUUAAAGCAAGUGUCCCUUUAAUGUUAUAGCGAUGUGUUCUAUUUUCUUGAGCCCAACAAUUAGAACUUCUGCACUAGAAAAAUACACAUGAAGCACUUUUCUGCUUGGUUUUAUAUGCUGAACUUUCAGCAUUAUUCCUUUAAUCAUCAUGUAAUCUCUGGAAAUGCUGGCAUUUUCUCCCCUUUUCUACUGUUCUGGAAAGAGGUUGUAUUUAUGUUUAAAAUGUGUGCAUUACAAGUUGAAGAAUUUACUUUUUUUUUAACUCUUUUAUAAAUAUGAUUGUUCCUUGUAUGUUUGAUUCAGGCCAGUAAAGCACUAAUCUGCCGGCACCAUGUAAACUAGUCUAGGGGAUGGCCAUAGUUUUUACUAAACCGUUUAAAUAAGAUAGGACAGCUUUUGUAGGUCAUGGUUAUUACGGUGUUACGCCACAAUCGAACAUGUUCUUUGGAACGCCCCUAGAACUGCUCAUUUGGAAAACUGUAUUGUGGUACUAUGAUUGUAGUUACUACCUUAACUGAUUGGGGGGGGGGGGGGGGGAACGCCACUAUAUGAGAAAAAAAAACACCUGGAAAAAAUUAAAUCCCACUCUCAAAUUGCUUUUUUUUUUUUUUAAUAAAAAAAUAUAUAUAUCGACACUUGAUGAUAAAAAUAAAACUUUUCUGUGACAGCUUUAGAUAUUUGCCAAAAUGAACUGGAAAGGGAAUGGGGUAAAAAAAAAAAAGACAGCUCUUCCUGCCAAAGCAAUUGGAACAUUCCAUACAACAGUAGAUGAAGCUCCUAUCACGUGGAGAAUUGUGGGUUUUACAAAUUUUUAACCAAAAUGUCUUCACUAGAGUAUGAUUGUGUCCAUGUCCAUUUUAGCUAUAGUGAGAUAAGUAUUUGUAUGCACAGUAAUUAUCCGUACAUAAAGAAUAAAACACAACCUUAUAUCUUCCACAUUUCCAUGGUAAUCCUCAAAUCACACAUUUUUGUAAUACUAGACCCCAUUACUUUCCUUGUUGGUACAGAGGCUUAUCAUAAUACCCUGUAGCACUGAAAGGUCCAUUACCUAGUCGCAUAUGUCUAAGAACACAAUGAAAAAGAACUGUAUGGGGAAAACCAUGACAAGGAACUGUACAGUGCACUCCACAAUGACUUUUAUGUGAAUUGUAUAGUGGUUUAUUAAUGUAGAAAACAGUUUUAGCAAUAUAAAUAAUAGUACAUAUCAUCAUGUAAUUUCUAGCUUGCUCUGGAGUUUCUGUCCGGGAAGCAUUUUCUGUUAUGUUACAGAACAACCGGAAUGGUCAUAUGUUUGUAAGAAUGGCAGUGUUGUGUAUAUAUGUUAGAAGGAACCCCCAUUCAUCACGUGUGUGUGUAGAUCUCCUUUCAGAAGCCCUGGGAAGGGUAUGCCAUGUCAUUUACUUGCCAGGCAAUAGUGUCCAGAGUAACCAGGUUUCUUCUGGCAAUCAUAAGGUACAAAGUUUUGAUAGAAUUCAUGGGAUUGAACAUAGUGGUAGCCUGGAACUCAGCAGUUCAUGUUGUAAAUGACACAGCUUCUGGCAUAAUUUCAUGAAGUCCUAAUAUAACAUUGCUGUGUGCAUUCUCCUCCACUAAACGGAGCCGAAAUGCCUUGCUAUUUUGCCAGUGAGAAAGCAAGACAGUUUGUCCGAAUAUCCUGGUUUAGAGAGUAGGAUACAGUGGUGGUGUUUAUAAUUUUUCUUUAGACCAUGUACGUAUUUCAUGUCCUACAUGUGCACUUUUUGGAUGAGACUGAAGGCCAGAGAGUUGUCUGGACAUUAACUGUGCCUUUUUGCUAAAUGCGUUUGUAGAGGUGUUUGGGGGUUUGUGCCAUAUAAAUACGAUCACAGGUUUCAAGCCCGUGCUCUUACUUUUUUAGGAGGAUUUGCAAUACUUGGUCAAAUAGUUCUCUUCACUUUUGGAGGGUAAGCUGUGCGUACUUUGAAGUUAGGCUGAGUUCACACUUCAGUUAUUUGGUCAGUUAUCUCCAUCCGUUAUUGUGAGCCAAAAUCAGGUUUGGGUCAAAAACACAAAACGGGUGUAAAUCUUUCCGUUACAUCUGACCUCCGAGUAGGCUUCACUACUGGUUUUGGCUCACAAUAACUGAUGGAAAUAUCUGACCAAAUAACUGAAGUGUGAACUAGGCCUUUAUCAGCUUUCUUCUGACUGGACUCCCUUCCACAGGGUAUUGAGAAGAAUGGCAGGGUCAGAAGCUGAGCCUGUGAUGUAUCUUAAAUUGUUGCAUUUUAUGUCCACAUAUUGGGUGUAUAUACAAUGAUGAAGUCAUUACAAUUUGUGGCAUAUUCUGAAUAGCCAUAGCAACAAGCAGUGACCUCUUACACAAAAGUGUGACUUCAUGAUGAUGUUUCAAAUGUCAUUUUUAUUUUAUUUUUUGCAUCUUUUGCAGCUUUUAAGUACAAGAAAUCCAGAAAUAUAAUUUUGUGAGUUCUGUGUCUCGGCAUAUUCCGAGUGCUUACAGCAUAUGCACUAGGUCCUUAACAGAGAAGAAGUUGGACCAGGUGUGACUUGAAGAUUUAGAGAUUUCCACCUUCUGUUAGGAUUAAGAAAUAAAUACUUGUAAUCUGGACUCAUGUACUUUUCUGCACGCCUGUUAUGUUACCAAUACCAUCAUUGCUUGUUUUGUACUGUUACAUUUUUAAACAACCAAUAGACUGUUAUAUAAACCUUUAGUAAAGACCAGUGUUAUGUACUGAAGAGUCAGACCCCAUGACAAAGUGAAUGUGAUACGACUAAUUGAAAAAAACAACAAAAAAGACAAAAUUAUUUAUAUAUAACAAAGAUUAUUGGACAAUUUUCCGUAUUGAACCUAUAAGCAGGAACACAUAUAUAUAUAUAUAUCUUAGCUUGAACUGCACUCACACUGAACCUUAUGCAUAACUACCAGUCCAGCCAAAAAUGGAGUUGUUGCCUAUGGACACCAUUUUGAUGGCAUCUUUCAGGGUAGACAGUGAAAAGUGUGAUGUAUUGUCUGCAGAUGUUAUCCAUGAGGUCCACUGUUUUCAGGAAGUCGCUGAGCUAGGAUGGAAUGAAGUUUGAGAAUGACAAAUGUCCUGACUUGUAGCAUGUUACCUGUUCAUGUACGUUUAACACCUUGUCCCAUGGCUUUUUGGAAAUUGAAGCACUACCACUGGUCAGUAGUUUUGUAUUUCCGAUUAGAAUAAAAAUGUGAUCAUAAA
This is a messenger RNA of Bufo gargarizans (Asiatic toad), 10296 nucleotides long. RefSeq names its product oxysterol binding protein like 8 (gene OSBPL8). Bases 520 to 3153 code for a protein of 877 amino acids. The record is from RefSeq and is a predicted model, not a curated record. The transcript is spliced from 23 exons. Gene Ontology annotation, molecular function: cholesterol binding. Gene Ontology annotation, cellular component: intracellular membrane-bounded organelle; membrane; cytosol. Lineage: Eukaryota; Metazoa; Chordata; Amphibia; Anura; Bufonidae.